AUGAAGGGAGUUUGUUUUAUCUUGACAUUCUCCUAUGUGGUCAUUUCUGUAAUUGGUUACAAAGACAGAAACUGGUCCAGUGAUACAGAAGGGUGCGAAAAAUUAAAUGUUACAAGAGUCCGUUUCAUGAUAGCAGUAAAUGCAACUUAUCAAGGGGAACAUGGCUGUAUUGCUUCUGUUCAAACACCCUGGCUUCCACCAGGAAAAAAAUUGAAUGAGACCAAGCCGAUCAAAGUAGGGUAUUGUGACAAGGGACAAGCGAUUUACCAAAUUAUUCCAGCAACUGACGGAAAAAGCAAAGUUAGCAUCAAUGUGACUUUUUUCUCCUCUGAUGUUCUGGAUGCUGACCCGCCAAUGUGUCAGAUUCCAUUUAAUGGGACUUUUCUCCUUCCUGGUCCAGAUGGGUACGAUGAUGAGCUCAUGCCCAAUUGUUAUGUCGAAGAUUCCAGGGAGGGGGACCGGGGAUUAACGUGUAACUUUGAUAAUGGUCCUUGUGAGUGGUAUUCUGUAAAAGGCAAUUCAGUUCAGUGGAAAAUUGGCACCGGAAGUACCCAGGACCCAUCCUCCGGUCCAGACGGUGACCACUCACCAACAGGAAAUGGCCAGUACCUCUAUAUAGAUGGCCAUGAGUUUUUCAACUCCUCACUGGUUGCUGAGAUAAGAAGCCCGGAUUUCUACAUUCUCGACAAUUCUACACUCUCCUUUUGGUACCAUAUGAAUGGCGCGGGUGUCGGAGAAUUGCGGGUUAUAUUUGUGGACCGAUAUAAUUACAGAAAUAUUGUCUGGUCGAAGUCAGGUAGACAAGGAUCAGGAUGGCACCAGGCUAUUCUCAUCUUAAAUGACCUCACAGCUUACGUUAUAUUUGAAGGAUCAACAAGGCUUCACUAUUCCUCUGACAUCGCCAUUGAUGACGUAUCUGUUUCUAAAGAGCCCUACGAGAUUACACUUGACUGUACCUUCAACAAAGAUACGUGUUCUUGGCUUCAGGAUUCAGGUGACAAUUUGGAUUUUCAUAGGUGGUAUGGACGCUCUCCAGACUUUACUUCCGGUCCAAAGAUCGACCAUAAAAAUACAACGGAGUUCUACUUACUACUAAAAGGCCACGAAGCGCGAAACAGCUCUUGGACAGCUCGUAUGUACAGCCCUUAUGUCAACAUCGAUAGCCCAAGGAACCUGACGUUUUGGUAUCAUAUGAAUGGAGCCAAUAUUGGGCAUCUCAAAUUAUACCGAGAGUUUGCUGAUGGAACUAAACAACAACUUUUUAUAAAAUCAGGAAGACAGAGCUCAGUUUGGGAACAGGCACAUAUAACGCUUCCUACUGGUUUCUAUAAGUUGGUAUUUGAGGCCGAUGCAGCUCAUCAUUACAGUAGUGACCUCGCAAUAGAUGACAUCCGUUUACAUGGUGGUGUACCUAUAGUAGGAUAG
Messenger RNA from Saccostrea echinata, 1425 nucleotides. Its product is annotated as MAM and LDL-receptor class A domain-containing protein 1-like. NCBI's taxonomy places the organism in Eukaryota, Metazoa, Mollusca, Bivalvia, Ostreida, Ostreidae. The transcript has 9 exons. Bases 1 to 1425 code for a protein of 474 amino acids. The record is from RefSeq and is a predicted model, not a curated record. Gene Ontology annotation, cellular component: membrane.